Molecule: messenger RNA, 1053 nt
Organism: Calypte anna (Anna's hummingbird)
Lineage: Eukaryota; Metazoa; Chordata; Aves; Apodiformes; Trochilidae
Gene: MRPS17
Product: mitochondrial ribosomal protein S17
Exons: 3
Coding region: 203-616 (137 amino acids)
Biological process (GO): mitochondrial translation
Cellular component (GO): ribosome; mitochondrial small ribosomal subunit
Molecular function (GO): structural constituent of ribosome
Source: RefSeq, a predicted model, not a curated record
GGGACUGCUCUGGAGAGGCCCGGGCUAUGGGGCACUUCUCGGGCUGGAGCUGCCGUCUGGGUGACGGUUGAGCUGAGGCCCGGUGCCUGCGGGACAGGGCCGGCCCCUCAGCCCUGCUGGCAGGGAGGCUGCUGAGGCCGGGCCUGGUGGGGAGGCCUGGGGAGAGCUGUUGGAGGGGGCCCUGGAUGCCCACAGCUAAACAAUGUCUGUGCCACGUGGAGCCGUCCAUGCAAAAUGGAUAGUGGGGAAAGUAAUAGGAACCAAAAUGCAGAAAACUGCCAAAGUGAGAGUUACGAGGCUUGUGCUGGAUCCCUACUUACUAAAGUUCUUCAACAAAAGAAAGACCUAUUUUGCCCAUGACCCCCUGCAGCAGUGCACUGUUGGAGACAUUGUUCUUCUUAAAGCUUUGCCUGAGCGAAGGAGCAAACACGUGAAACAUGAACUGGCUGAAAUUGUCUUCAAGGUUGGAAAUGUCAUAGAUCCAAUAACAGGAAAACCCUGUGCAGGAACCAGAUUCCUGGAAAAUCUGUCAGAUUCAGAAAAUCUGACUGAGGCAGAUACUACCUAUCUGAGUGAAAAACUUCAGGAACUUAAAGUUGGUUCAACAGACAAAUAGUGAGAAAAUAUUUAAACAGAGGGAUUCUCAUCUUUUCUCCUGUGAGAUGUUUGGGGCCCUGCUGUUGUAUGUUAAAUGUUUCAGUGAAAUUUGUAGUCAAACUGAAGAGUCAGCAUAGCUGCUUGUAAGAGCAGAUAAUACAGCUUGAUAGGCACUUCUGAGCUUUAAAAUACAAAGAAAAUGUGAGUUUAGUGUUAACACUUUUUGUUGCAUGUAGUUUUACUCUAGGCUUUGUCAGUUUCAAAAGUCAACUGCUCACUUGGAAUGACUCCUCUGUCUUGAGAGACAAAAACAUAACUGCAUAAUGUUUGAGUUUGGUGGGAAGGUCAUUACAUUCUUUGAUUUCUCUGUAUUUCAGACAGUAUUUUGUGGUUUGUAGGUUUAUUUAAUACAAUGCAAUUAAACCUUUGGGAAGGAAGUGCAGAAUUUUAAAACCA